Messenger RNA from Chanos chanos (milkfish), 1682 nucleotides. Its product is annotated as 26S proteasome regulatory subunit 10B. The transcript has 14 exons. The coding region runs from base 4 to 1173 and encodes 389 amino acids. The record is from RefSeq and is a predicted model, not a curated record. Gene Ontology annotation, molecular function: ATP hydrolysis activity; ATP binding. NCBI's taxonomy places the organism in Eukaryota, Metazoa, Chordata, Actinopteri, Gonorynchiformes, Chanidae.
AUCAUGGCGGAUCAGAGGGACAAGACUCUUCAGGACUACAGGAAAAAACUGCUGGAGCACAAAGAAAUAGAUGGACGUUUAAAAGAACUACGAGAGCAGCUGAAAGAACUCACAAAGCAAUAUGAGAAAUCUGAAAAUGACCUGAAGGCCUUACAGAGUGUUGGACAGAUUGUCGGUGAAGUUCUCAAACAACUGACGGAAGAGAAAUUCAUUGUCAAGGCCACUAAUGGACCACGCUAUGUUGUUGGCUGCCGAAGACAGCUGGAUAAGACCAAGCUGAAACCUGGCACCCGCGUUGCUUUAGACAUGACCACACUGACUAUAAUGAGGUAUCUGCCCAGAGAAGUGGACCCACUAGUGUACAACAUGUCUCACGAGGACCCUGGAAGUGUUUCAUACUCAGAGAUUGGUGGCUUGUCUGAACAGAUUCGUGAACUCAGAGAGGUGAUUGAGUUACCCCUCACCAACCCUGAACUCUUCCAGCGAGUGGGCAUCAUUCCCCCAAAAGGAUGCCUUUUGUAUGGACCUCCAGGGACUGGAAAGACUCUUCUUGCAAGAGCCGUUGCAAGUCAGCUUGACUGCAACUUUCUCAAAGUGGUAUCCAGCUCUAUAGUGGAUAAGUACAUUGGUGAGAGUGCCAGACUGAUUAGGGAGAUGUUCAAUUACGCAAGGGAUCAUCAGCCGUGCAUCAUCUUCAUGGAUGAAAUCGAUGCCAUAGGUGGGCGUAGGUUUUCUGAAGGCACAUCUGCUGACAGAGAGAUCCAGAGAACAUUGAUGGAGCUGCUGAACCAAAUGGAUGGUUUCGACACCCUGCACAGAGUGAAAAUGAUAAUGGCCACAAACCGCCCAGAUACACUCGACCCGGCUCUGCUCCGUCCAGGAAGACUGGACCGCAAAAUCCACAUUGAGCUACCAAAUGAGCAAGCACGUCUGGACAUCCUGAAGAUCCACUCUGGGCCAAUUACUAAGCAUGGAGAUAUAGAUUACGAGGCAAUCGUCAAGCUCUCUGACGGGUUUAACGGAGCGGAUCUGAGGAAUGUUUGCACUGAAGCUGGUAUGUUUGCUAUCCGCGCCGAUCAUGAGUACGUGACUCAGGAGGACUUCAUGAAAGCCGUGCGUAAGGUGGCAGACUCAAAGAAGCUGGAAUCCAAACUAGACUACAAGCCCGUGUAACAUAUGUGAUCUAGUCAAUAUGGUGACAGAACCAGCCACAUCCUGAACCAGCUCCGUAUUUCACAAAUAUAAGCAAUUGUCUUUGUUACUAAAGUAAUCUGAGAUUGAUUUCAACAGCGUUCCUUAUAGUACUGUGUGUGAGAAGAUAAAAAAAAAGAACAAUGACUUAUACCUGUAAAUGUAUAAAUCAGUCUGUACAUGUAUAAACUCAUCUUUCAUGUUCAUAUGAGUAGGCUGUUAUUGUAAAUGUCAAAGACACAGUCUUUAAUAGAGUGCAGUUGGGGAUGUAUUGUGACAUACUGGCAUGUGUUUUGACAGGGGAGUGUGGUGUUUUAUGAGAUUAAGGUUUGGAAUAGGGUCACAGCUUUCAUUGUGGUUGUAUUAAAUAAAACUUGUGUACGGUUAAGCCCAUGUCACGGUCACAGGCGGCAGUUACGCCCCAGUCCAUAAUCUGCUGCUGCUCAUUACUUUGAUGUUGUCAGAGGCAUUUUGGAAGAGUUCUGAGAUGU